Messenger RNA from Gasterosteus aculeatus aculeatus (three-spined stickleback), 2618 nucleotides. The record is from RefSeq and is a predicted model, not a curated record. NCBI's taxonomy places the organism in Eukaryota, Metazoa, Chordata, Actinopteri, Perciformes, Gasterosteidae.
GCGAUAGAGGACCCAAAGGAUCCGACCCGUCUCGCGCUGGGAGGACCCAAAGGAUCCGACCCGUCUCGUGAUAGAGGACCCAAAGGAUCCGACCCGUCUCGUGAUAGAGGACCGAACGAUCCGACCCGUCUCGCGCUGGGAGGACCCAAAGGAUCCGACCCGUCUCGUGAUAGAGGACCCAAAGGAUCCGACCCGUCUCGUGAUAGAGGACCCAAAGGAUCCGACCCGUCUCGCGCUGGGAGGACCCAAAGGAUCCGACCCGUCUCGCGCUGGGAGGACCCAAAGGAUCCGACCCGUCUCGCGAUGGGAGGACCCAAAGGAUCCGACCUGUCUCUCUCCCGUCUGGUUGGAGAAGGUUGUUGACCUGUUGCUUCCUCUUUGCAGACGUCCGGCCCAGAAGAGGUUGCAGCGCCGGAGCUGACUGAUGUGGAGGCCAAUGAGCAGCCGGUUGAGAGCGAGGCCCCGCCCACUGCAGAAAAGUAUUGUGCAGAUUUAUGCCAAUGGGAAGAGUGGUUCAUGUGGAUGUCAAAAGACCCUGAUUCUGAGAAUCCAAACGAGGAGGAAAAGGAGACAUCUGAGAGGUCAGAGGCCGUUGAUCUCACAUCCUCUCUGGAGGCUGAAGACCAGACGACCCCCCCGGAGCCCCCCAAUGACUCUGAAAUGGUGACGGCCUCCGGAGACCCUGAAGUCUCCAUCGUCCUCAACAUCGAGGACACCGACCCGACCCAGCCACGAUCCAGCCAGCCGCCCCCCGAGGAAGACCUUUCCAAAACCCCCUCGAAGAAGAAGAAGAAAAAGAAGAGCAAAGAGGAGGCGGAGGCACCGAGCACCGACUCGUCCACCGUAGACGCACCCAGCGACGCUCCUCUCGCCGCCAAGACCGCCAAAAAGAUGAAGAGAGACAAACGGAGGGCCGAGGGGAAGCAGACGGAAGAAAAGGAGGAGGCAGAUCAGACGAUAGAGGAGGCGGAUGCCUCUUUGGCCACUUCACCGGAGGAGGAGAAGAAGAAGAAGAAGAAGGCUAAGAAAAGGAAGAUGGAGCAAGAGGUAGCGGAGGAGAAGGAAGAGGUCACGCCUUCAGAGAAGAAAAUCAAAAAGAAGAAGAAGAAGGUAACAGAAGAGAAGAGCGAGGCCGUAGAAGUGGAGUGCAGCUUGUCCUCGAGUCCAGCCAAGACAAAGAAGAAGAAACCGUCUAAGGAAACACCAGCAGGGGGCAACACAGACACAGACAAGGAUCAGGAGUCCACAGGUAAUGCAAGCUCAUCGACUAAGAAUCGCCGUUUCAGGAAGAAACACAGCCUCGUGAAAAGGUUGCAACACCGUAGAAAAAAGAUAAUGAAGAUGAGACAAAAGGCGACCGCGGAGGAGACGCCCCAAGGUGACCCCGCCCAGAAGAGCGACGACACACCAAAGAAGAAGAAGAAGAUGAUUAAAAUGAACGGAGAGCAAGAAGAGAAUUCCUCAAAGGAAAACCAACCGCCGAAGAAGAAAAAGAAGAAGCAAACAGAGGAGGAGGAGGAAAAGGAGGAGAGCUCCGGACCUCCUGAGACGGCAUCGACUCCACUUCCAAAGGAAGGCAAGAAGAAGAAGAAGAUGAUGAUCAUGGCUGAAGAAGGCGAGGAGACGACUGACAGCCCCAUGCCCGUCACUUCUGCAAAGAAAAAGAAGAGGAACCGGUCGGAGGAGACGGAACCGGCUGCAGAGGAACAAACUCCUCCCGCUGCGAAGAAAAAGAAAACCCCCAAAAAGAUAAAAAUCGCCUCAGACGAUCUCUGAGCAAAUCUCGGAUUCCUCUGACCCGUCGCUGCUGGACCUGAAAACCCCGAAACAAGACAAUCUCCUUCAUGUUUGUGCCUUUACACCUGAAAUAAUAACUGUUCUCAUAAAAGUAUAUUCCUAAAGGACACAAUGUUUACGGUCCCGUUUCACUGUCGUCUCCUUUUUAAAGCUUCCUCUGCGUUUUUAUCUCGAAGCAGAGCUGCUGCGGUGGGAAGAAGAUGCAUUUCGAGCUUCCUCGUAUUGCCAAAGUCAUUUUUGAGGCCCGUACUGAUCAAUUUCAAUAUAAUACAUUUCUGGAUGCAUUUAGCGGUGACUUAUUUAGCGGCAUCCGUUUGCGGUUGCUAUGGAAACGUGGAGCAGCUUGGUAUUUGGGGCUGCAAAGACAUUUUCAAUCAAAGGUUAUUCAGGGUUGGAUGUUCCGCCCUUCAGGGAUUGCUGCUACGCUGCAGCAUUUAAUAAAACAAAUGCCAUCUGCAUCCCAUGCAAACUAAGCGGUGACGAACGGAAGCGCUGAAUAUCUUACUGUCGUUAAAGGUGUCCUCCGUUUAGGAUGUGCGUUAAGGGAAAAGCUGUGAAACAGACAAGGUCUUUGAAUCAUCUUCUGUUGGUUUAUAAAUGGAUAGUUCAUGUAUUUGUAGUGAAGAGGCGAAAAAGUAUGUUUCGUCUCGAGGGAGAAACUCGUGUUUUUACUUUUUUAGUAAGCUGUGAAAUGUUUGUUUUCACACUGUUUCCUUAAAACCAUUAACUAUGCAUCUGUUAAAGGCUCUGGGAUGAAAUACUUACUUAUCUGUUCUGAGAACUAACACGUGUGAGACAAUAAAAACUCCCAAACGCUUUAA